AUGACCAUCCCCGAGACUCAAUGGGCGCAGGUGGCCGAGAAGAUCGGAGGGCCACUUAUUCUCAAACAAAUUCCGGUUCCCAAGCCAGCCCCUGACCAGAUUCUCGUCAAAAUUCGAUACUCGGGUGUUUGCCACACCGACUACCACGCGAUGAUGGGCCACUGGCCCAUCCCAGUCAAGAUGCCUCUAGUCGGUGGUCACGAAGGAGCUGGAGUGGUCGUGGCCAAGGGUGAUCUUGUCAACUCCUUUGAAAUUGGCGACCACGCUGGAAUCAAGUGGAUCAAUGGCUCGUGCUCCGAGUGUGAAUUCUGCAGACAAUCCGAUACCCCUCUGUGCGCUGACGCACAACUUUCCGGAUAUACCGUCGACGGUACUUUCCAGCAAUAUGCCGUCGGAAAAGCUACCCAUGCCGCCAAGAUCCCCAAGAAUGUCCCUCUUGAUGCCGCAGCUCCGGUCCUUUGUGCCGGUAUCACCGUCUACAAGGGCUUGAAAGAAUCCGGCGUUCGACCUGGCCAGACAGUUGCAAUUGUUGGAGCAGGCGGUGGCCUUGGCUCACUCGCCCAGCAAUACGCGAAAGCUAUGGGUCUCAGAGUCAUCGCCAUUGAUGGAGGCGACGAGAAAAGAGUCAUGUGCGAACAGCUCGGCACUGAGACCUAUGUCGAUUUUACUAAGUCCAAGGACCUUGUUGCGGAUGUGAAAGCAGCAACCCCCGGUGGACUUGGAGCUCACGCCGUUAUCUUGUUGGCUGUUUCCGAGAAACCUUUCCAACAAGCUUCAGAAUACGUGCGCUCUCGAGGUACAGUGGUUGCAAUUGGAUUGCCCCCGGAUGCAUUUCUUAAGGCGCCAGUGAUUAACACCGUCGUUCGUAUGAUUACAAUUAAGGGAAGCUACGUUGGAAAUCAACAGGAUGGCGUUGAAGCUCUUGACUUCUUCGCCAGAGGCUUGAUCAAGGCUCCAUUCAAAUUGGCGCCUUUGAAGGAUCUUCCAAAGAUCUUUGAGCUCAUGGAGCAAGGCAAGAUUGCCGGCCGCUAUGUGCUCGAGAUGCCAGAGUAA
Molecule: messenger RNA, 1053 nt
Organism: Penicillium soppii
Lineage: Eukaryota; Fungi; Ascomycota; Eurotiomycetes; Eurotiales; Aspergillaceae
Product: zinc-dependent alcohol dehydrogenase
Exons: 3
Coding region: 1-1053 (350 amino acids)
Molecular function (GO): oxidoreductase activity; zinc ion binding
Source: RefSeq, a predicted model, not a curated record